Molecule: messenger RNA, 1107 nt
Organism: Brassica rapa (field mustard)
Lineage: Eukaryota; Viridiplantae; Streptophyta; Magnoliopsida; Brassicales; Brassicaceae
Product: putative nuclease HARBI1
Source: RefSeq, a predicted model, not a curated record
AUGCUUGAAAGAUGGAUUUUGGAAGAUGAGGAUGGUGAUUAUGAUGAUGAACUUGGUUUGUUUGAUGUGCCUAUUACCGAGAGAUUGAGUCAUAAAACAGAUCGAGGAGCAGGAUGGCGACAUGUUCAACAACUUAUGUAUGAAUCUGAUCAGCAAUGUUAUGACAUUCUUCGAAUGAAUCAAAGGACUUUUGAAGCUUUGUGCAAGAUGCUAGCUGAGCGAUAUGGAUUGAAAGAGACUCACCAUGUCUACCUUGAAGAAUCUGUGGCGAUGUUUCUUGAGACUGUUGGUCAAGAUAAGACGAAGCGGGAUAUUGCUGCAAGGUAUCAAAGAUCAGUGGAUACGGUCCAAAGGAAGCUUGAUGAAGUUUUGAGUGCUCUUCUCAAGUUUGCACAGGAUACAUUAAGACCACAAGAAGGCGAGUUUGGAAGAGUGAGUCCUGUUUUGAGGAAUGAUGAUCAGUAUUGGCCUCAUUUCAGAGAUUGUGUUGGAGCACUCGAUGGAACUCAUGUGCCGGUUCGCCCUCCAAGUCAAAAUGCAGAAGCAUAUAAAGGUAGAAAGCAAGAUCCUACAAUGAAUGUUCUUGCUAUAUGUAACUUCGACAUGAAGUUCAUAUACGCAUAUCUCGGUGUACCUGGUAGAGCACAUGAUACAAAGGUCUUGACUCAUUGUGCGAGGAAUGAGGCUUCUUUCCCACAUCCUCCUCCUGGAAAAUAUUAUCUAGUUGACUCGGGAUAUCCGACCAGGACUGGGUAUCUUGGUCCGCAUCGGAGUAUGCGAUAUCAUCUUGGUCAGUUUGCUAGAGGAGGACCACCAGUUAGUGCACGAGAGUUGUUCAACCGAAAGCAUUCAGGAUUGCGAUCAGUGAUUGAGAGGACAUUUGGAGUAUGGAAAGCAAAAUGGAGGAUUUUGGAUCGUAAGCAUCCAAAGUAUGGUCUGGUCAAGUGGAUUAAGCUCGUGACAGCGACGAUGGCGCUACACAACUUCAUACGUGAUUCACAUCGAGAAGAUCAUGAUUUUGUACAAUGGCAAAGUGAUGAUGAUGGAGAAGGAGAAGCAGAAGGAGUUGAUGGUGAUGAAGAAGGAGAAGUUCUAUGUGAUAUUUGA